GCGAGCACACGAGUUUUCAUGACAUAGUCGCAUGUCUACUGGAUCCACUCGAAUAAUAGAACCCCUUUCCAGUGGGAACCUACUUGAACGGGAUUUAGACUCAUUUCAAAAUAACUUUUUUCUUUUGCUGUUUCACACAAUGGUUUCACGAACAGUCCAGCAGUUGCUGGUGAAGUAGGCGUUACCUCGGAACAUCUGACUCCCUCACUUCUGAGCUCGGCAGGAGAGAGGCUUGGAUGUUUAUUCAUUCCAGCGAGGGGCUGUUGGAGGACGGGCUCUGUACUUUAUGGUUAUGAUUUUGUUUCCCUUGGGCUCCAUUAACAGCUGUAAGAAAACUGGGAGGUGUUUGAAAGAGACGCCUGCUGGAAAAAAAGCCUACUUUAAGUGCAUGUGUCAGAGUCUACAGGACUAGAGAAGCGAGCUAGCGGAGAUCAAUGCUAGUUACAAACUCUACCAAUAACCUGCACGAAAGCUAGCGAUGUUCCAGAAGGGUUGACAAUUGACCUCCGUGUUUCUGACUGCCCGGGAUAGGCAAUAUUAAUAGUAAUAAUAGUAUAGUCUAAUACUUGGCAAACAAGUAAAUCAAGGAUUAUGGGGGAAUUUACAAGGAAAGAAUAAACAUGGCGACAAGUGGGGGACUGCUAUGACUUUGAGGACAUUGUAAAUAAAAAGAACACACACACACACAUAUAUAUACAUCAAGUUCUGGAUGCAAGGCUGUACACCAAGGAGUUUCACAUCUGUAAGUAAAAACUAGCACAGAAGAAUCAGGAUGAAAAGAUGGCAACCUUGUUGUUACCAGCGGGUCCUGACAGCUUGCACCGGUUCACUCGUGAAUCCCUGGCUGCUAUUGAGAACCGCAUCGCCGCGGAGCAGGCCCGGAAUGCCAAGCAGGAGUACCGAGAGGUUCUGGGAGACCAGGAAAAGCCACGGGCACGACCCGACCUCGAAGCCAGCAAGCAGCUGCCGCGCAUAUAUGGGGACAUCCCUUCCCAGCUCAUCGGAGAGCCUCUGGACGAUCUUGACCCUUUUUACAACUGCAAAAAAACAUUUAUAGUACUGAACAAAGGAAAGGCGAUCUUCCGAUUUAAUGGCACAUCUGCACUGUACAUAUUUAGUCCUUUCCAUCCAAUCAGAAGAGCUUCAAUUAAAGUUUUAGUGCAUUCAUUGUUCAGUUUGUUUAUAAUGUGCACUAUUCUGACCAACUGUGUGUUCAUGGCCAUGUCUGAACAAUAUUCCUGGGCCAAGUAUGUUGAGUACACUUUCACUGGCAUUUAUACUUUUGAAUCCCUGAUAAAAAUCCUGGCGAGAGGAUUCUGCAUUGGCCCCUUUACCUUCCUGCGAGACCCGUGGAAUUGGUUGGAUUUCAGUGUUAUUCUCAUGGCAUAUGUUACUGAGUUUGUGGACCUGGGCAAUGUCUCAGCCUUAAGAACGUUCAGAGUACUACGAGCCCUGAAAACUAUCUCUGUCAUUCCAGGCUUGAAAACCAUUGUAGGCGCACUAAUCCAGUCUGUGAAAAAACUGUCCGACGUGAUGAUUCUGACAGUUUUCUGCCUAAGUGUGUUUGCCCUCAUUGGUCUUCAGCUCUUCAUGGGCAACCUUCGUCAGAAGUGUGUCAGAGACUAUGAGAAAUUAAACACUUCCCUCAAUGGCACCUUCUACUGGGGGGACGACUGGCCGUCCUAUGAGGAUUUCAUCGUGAAUGAAACCAACUUCUAUAAGAUAGAAGGAGCCAAGGAUCCCUUACUAUGUGGAAAUGGGUCUGAUGCUGGGAAUUGUCCUGAUGGAUACGUUUGCAUCAAGACAGGAGACAACCCAAAUUACGGCUAUACCAGUUUCGACACCUUCGGCUGGGCUUUUCUUGCUCUGUUUCGCCUCAUGACCCAAGACUACUGGGAAAAUCUUUAUCAACAGACUCUCCGAUCUGCGGGUAAGACCUACAUGAUCUUCUUCGUGCUGGUCAUCUUCUUGGGUUCCUUCUACCUUGUCAACCUGAUCCUGGCAGUGGUGGCGAUGGCUUAUGAGGAGCAGAACCAGGCGAGCAUUGCGGAGGCCUGGCACAAAGAGAAGGAAUUCCAGGAGGCCAUGGAACGGCUGAGAAAGGAACAGCAGGCAAUUGCUAACAUCGCACAGGAGACUCCUGCAGUGUCACCGCUCACCUUGAAAGACACCAAGGGUAGAAAGAAUUCGAAACAAAGGCAGCAGAGUCACUCAGAGGAGAAUGGACAGGGUGGAGAGGAAGAGGAGAGAGCACAGUUAGACUGUGAUGACAACCCACUGAAGACUCACCCGUGCAUUAGCCGGGCGCUCCUCUCUGCCAGCAGAAGGGGAAGCCAUGGAAGUAUCUUUCAUUUCCGCCCCCGAAACAAGGACUCCGAGGCGGAUUUUGCGGAUGAUGAGUACAGUGUGCCGGGGGACAGCGACAGCCGCACAGGUUCACUAUUGGUACCCUGGUCCAGGAGGAAGAACAGCAGCCUAAGCAUUGCCAGCUAUUGCUCUCAAACCAACAUCCCUAGCCUGACCAUCAACGGGAAGUUGAACAUCCAUAUGGAACACAAUGGAGUGGCGUCUUUGGGGCCCCCUUCAUCGCUAACCCUGCCUGCAGUGGUGGUGGAUUUGCCAACGACGGAAGACAACCAGAAAACCUUCCCUGAAAAUGAAUUAAGCAGCAGGCAGAAUACUCACCGGUUGUCCGUGGAUACCUGGGGCGAGACAUUCCAGAGAGAGCGAGCUCUGAGUGCAGCCAGCGUCCUCACCAACGCCAUGGAAGAACUGGAAGAGUCUCAUCAGAAGUGCCACCCCUGCUGGUAUCGCUUUGCACAGAGGUAUCUGAUCUGGGACUGCUGUCCGCUGUGGCUGAGGGUGAAAGAAAUGGUGAAUAUGGUGGUGAUGGACCCCUUUCUCGACCUGGCUAUUACCAUCUGCAUCGUCCUCAACACCCUCUUCAUGGCCCUGGAGCACUACCCAAUGACAGAUGACUUUACCAAAAUGCUGUUUGUGGGUAACCUGGUGUUCACUGGGAUCUUCACUGCGGAGAUGCUGUUUAAAAUCGUUGCCAUGGAUCCCUACGAAUACUUCCAGCAGGGCUGGAACAUCUUUGACAGCAUCAUCGUCUGCCUCAGUCUGAUGGAGCUGGGACUCUCCAAUGUGGAGGGGCUGUCUGUGCUGCGCUCUUUCAGACUGUUACGGGUCUUCAAGCUGGCAAAGUCGUGGCCGACCUUGAACACGCUGAUUAAGAUCAUCGGGAACUCUGUAGGUGCCUUGGGAAACCUGACAUUGGUUCUGGCCAUCAUUGUCUUCAUCUUUGCCGUGGUGGGAAUGCAGCUGUUUGGGAAAAGCUACACUGACUGCGUCUGCAAGAUCAAUAAGGACUGCAAGCUGCCUCGGUGGCACAUGACAGACUUCUUCCACGCCUUCCUUAUCGUUUUCCGUGUCCUGUGCGGAGAGUGGAUUGAAACCAUGUGGGAUUGUAUGCAAGUAGCAGGGGAGCCCCUGUGCCUCAUUGUCUUCAUGCUGGUCAUGGUGAUUGGGAACCUAGUGGUACUGAACCUCUUCCUGGCUUUGCUGCUGAGCUCAUUCAGUGCGGACAAUCUGACGGCCCCCGAUGACGAUGGCGAGAUGAACAAUCUCCAGAUCGCUUUCGCGCGAAUCCACCGCGGCAUUACAUUGCUCAAGAGCGCAGUUUAUGACUUCCUCAGCGGAGACUUCAAGAAGCGAAGGGAAAAGGCCAAGGAGGCCAAUGCCAUGACCGCCCUCAACUACCUGGGCAACCACACGGGAGAGCCUGGCGCCAAGGACUGGAGGGAGGGCAACGGGACCACGGGGGGCAUCGGGCGAGAGAAGUACGUGCUCCCUGACACUGACAACUACAUGACCAACCCCAACCUGUGCAUCAACGUGCCCAUUGCUCCGGGGGAGUCCGACGUGGAGCUCCCUGAAGACGAUGCACAGAGCAUCUACAGCGACAUGGAGCUCAGUAAAGAGAAGCUGGAUGAGAUCAGCCUGUCUGAAGGCAGCACAGUGGACCUGAGGAAGCCUGGGGAGGAUGAGGAAGAUGAUUCAGAACUGGACGAGGAGGCCCUGGACCCAGAGGACUGCUUUUCCCACACGUGCGUACGUCGGUUCCCAUGCUGUGACAUUAACACCACACAGGGAGUCGGCAGGGCCUGGUGGACUCUUCGAAAAACCUGCUUCAGAAUUGUGGAGCACAGCUGGUUUGAAACUUUUAUCAUCUUUAUGAUUCUACUCAGCAGUGGAGCUCUUGCAUUUGAAGAUGUCAACAUAGAAAAAAGAAAAGUGAUAAAAAACGUUCUGGAAUACGCAGAUAAGGUGUUCACCUAUGUGUUCAUUCUUGAAAUGCUCCUGAAAUGGAUAGCGUAUGGCUUUAAGAAGUAUUUCACCAAUGCUUGGUGCUGGCUCGAUUUUGUAAUCGUGGAUGUCUCUUUAAUAAGCCUUGUAGCUAGCACCCUGGGAUACUCGGACUUCGCAGCCAUUAAAUCUCUUAGGACCCUCCGAGCUUUGAGACCAUUAAGAGCCUUGUCCAGAUUCGAAGGCAUGAGGGUGGUGGUGAACGCACUCGUUGGUGCUAUCCCUUCUAUCAUGAACGUGCUGCUGGUCUGUCUGAUCUUCUGGUUGAUUUUUAGCAUAAUGGGGGUGAACUUGUUUGCAGGCAAGUUUGGAAGGUGUGUAAAUAGCACAGACCUAUACAUCUUCAAUGCUUCCGAGAUAAAUAACAAAACUGAAUGCGACGCCUACGGGAACGCCACCUACUGGACCAAAGUAAAAGUGAACUUCGACAAUGUUGGCGCCGGGUACCUGGCCCUCCUGCAAGUUGCAACAUUCAAAGGCUGGAUGGAAAUAAUGUAUGCAGCAGUGGAUUCACGUGGUGUAGAAGACCAGCCAAUUAAGGAAAUCAACCUGUACAUGUACCUUUAUUUCGUAGUCUUCAUCAUCUUUGGGUCUUUCUUCACCUUGAACCUCUUUAUAGGUGUGAUUAUUGACAACUUUAACCAGCAAAAAAGAAAGUUAGGUGGACAGGAUAUUUUUAUGACUGAAGAACAGAAAAAGUACUACAAUGCAAUGAAAAAGCUUGGAUCCAAAAAACCCCAGAAGCCCAUUCCAAGGCCACAGAACAAAUUCCAAGGAUUCAUUUUCGAUAUGGUGUCAAAGCAAGCCUUUGACAUCCUCAUCAUGAUUCUAAUCUGCCUGAACAUGGUCACCAUGAUGGUGGAGACAGAUGAACAGCCUAAACACAUGGAGAGCAUCCUUCACUACAUCAACGUGGCCUUCAUUGUGAUCUUCAGCGGGGAGUGCUGCCUCAAGCUCAUUGCUCUCCGCUGCUACUACUUCACGAUCGGGUGGAACAUCUUCGACUUCGUGGUGGUCAUCCUCUCCAUUGUGGGACUUGUGCUUGCUGACCUUAUAGAAAAGUACUUUGUGUCGCCUACAUUAUUUAGAGUUAUACGACUUGCACGCAUUGGACGUGUCCUUCGACUAAUUCGUGGAGCCAAAGGAAUUAGAACUCUGCUUUUUGCCUUAAUGAUGUCUCUUCCUGCCUUGUUCAACAUUGGUCUUCUCCUUUUCCUUGUCAUGUUCAUCUAUGCCAUUUUCGGCAUGGCUAACUUUGCCUACGUGAAAAAGCACUAUGGGAUUGAUGACAUGUUCAAUUUCGAAACAUUUGGUAACAGCAUGAUCUGUCUUUUCCAAAUCACCACUUCGGCAGGGUGGGACGGCCUCCUCAACCCUAUCUUGAACACUGAACCGGAGUGUGACCCAAAUUUUGAACACCCUGGAAGUACAGUGAGGGGGAACUGCGGGAACCCCUCUGUUGGUAUCUUCUUCUUUGUCAGUUAUAUCAUCAUAUCAUUUCUCAUCGUCGUCAACAUGUACAUAGCUAUCAUCUUGGAAAACUUCAGUGUAGCCACGGAGGAAAGCACGGAGCCUCUGGGCGAGGAUGACUUCGAUAUGUUCUACGAGGUCUGGGAGAAGUUCGAUCCUGAAGCCACACAGUUCAUUGAGUACUGCAAGCUGGCUAACUUUGCGGAUGCCCUGCAGGAGCCGCUGCGGAUCGCCAAGCCCAACAGAAUAAAGCUGAUCUCCAUGGACCUGCCCAUGGUCAGUGGGGAUAAAAUCCACUGCCUGGACAUUCUGUUUGCUUUCACCAAAAGGGUUCUUGGGGAGUCCGGAGAGAUGGAUGCUCUGAAGCAGCAGAUGGAGGAGAAGUUCAUGAUGGCCAAUCCCUCAAAGAUCUCCUAUGAACCCAUCACCACCACGCUCAGACGGAAGCAGGAGGAGAUGUCAGCCAUCAUAAUUCAGAGGGCCUACAGGAGACACCUUCUCCGGCGCUCCAUGAGGCAGGCCUCCUUCCUGUAUCGCCACAGAUCUAGUGAUGGCAACAUUACUGUGGAGAACGCUCCUGAGAAGGAAGGUCUCAUAGCAUCCAUGAUAAAUGAAAACUAUGGCCAUCAGCUGGAAAUGAUGGAGACUAUGUCCUCCACCUCUUCUCCGCCAUCUUAUGACAGUGUCACCAGAGUCGCUAAUGACCCUCUGCAAGUGCUAGUGACUGAUUCUAGAAACACUGGGCUCAACGAACCCUGCACACAUAUUGACAGAGACAGGGAGACAUUUCUGUAACACUGGUUAUGAACUGCUUUAUAUCUUGUUUACCGAAUGUACCAUAACUAAACCAACACUGACUUAGUCUUGUUCUACACUGAGUUACAAAACACAACCGCAGGGUUUAUUAUCCUUAUUAUUAUUAUUAUUAUUAUUAUUAUUAUUAUUAUUAUUAUUAUUAUUUAAAACCUUUUUUUUUGUCAACCACAACCAUACCUUGGCUGGAUAAAUGAAGGGAGCUACCCUUUGACCCUGCUUAUGUUAACUAUGCUUAAUAUUUAUAUGCAUGAAGGACCUGUGCAGGGUCACUACAAAUAUAUCACUGAUGUAAUAAUCAUCUAUUGGGCUGAAAAAAACAAAACAAAUACAAGUUAUUUACAAACAAUGCCUGACUGUAUGCAUUCAUUGAAGGUCUUACUUAUAAUGGUGUGAAUCCUUCUAGAAAUGUAUGACCUUACAUUUUAUAUAUACAUAUAUAUAUAUAUAUAUAUACACAGUUAUGUAGCAAAAUGUAAUACUUGCUGUAUAUGUUAUUAUUGGUCUUUCAUAAAAUCAUCAUUAUAUUUGAUAUUUUUCUACUUAUAGAAAGGUUGUGUCUUUUUCCAUUGGGUAGUGAACCUUGUACUUAUGUAACCAAUGCCACUCAUUGCAUUGUAGCAAAAAAACUAAAAACAAAUGCAGAAAGCAAGAUUCUACAGGUAGUGUAGGAGUAAUUAUCUGUCUGUGUACAGCCCUGGCCAAAUGUUUUGCAUCACCCUAUAGAAUCAACACAUUUUGCUUCACAAAGUCUAUUUAAACCUGCUUAAUAAUGUUACAUUAACAUAUUGAAUUACAUACUGCAUUGUAGUUUUCCAUAAAUCUAACAUGAAAUACUGUACUAAUAUUGUGGCUUCUGGUAGACUUUUGCCAGAUCAUUUUGUAGUUUCUUUGAUUGCAUGAUGUUAAAUAAAAUAUCUAAAUUAUGUUCAGAGAGAGAGAGAGAGAGAGAGAGAGAGAGAGAGAGAGAGAGAGAGAGAGAGAGAGAGAGAUAGUAUUAUGUAUUAUUUUGUAUUAUGUCUCAAUCCUAAAAUUUGAGGUGAUGCAACACAUUUGUCCCUAGCUGUAGGUACAGUACAUGGUGGGUUGGGGUUACUGGGUAAGCUUUACAGUCAAGUGUCUAUGUAUGGUGACGAUCUGCAGGGAAUUCACAUGUGCUGAAUAGCUUUUUGAAGCUGUAAGCAUGACAAUCAAGUCCUGUUUUUCUGUGCUUUGGUGGUGCAGAUUUCUUUUGAAUAGUUAAUGGGUCACAUGUUUAUCCAAUAUGAAAAGGCAUAAAGCCAUGGAUUUACCAUGAUGCAUGCAUGACGUAUGUUUAGUGCGGAUGGGAAGCUUCCAGAGAGACUGCAUGUUAUUACAGCACUCUGAUACAAUAAGCACCUUUUACAGGGCUCUCUGAGAAAUGAUAUGCAUGAUGCUGAAUGAGGAAAACUAUUAGAAUCCAAAGUAGUGAUAUAAACAGGAAAUGUUGUUUGAACUGUUUGUUGAUUUAAAUUUCCAGAAUAAUUAGAGAAAAGAGGAAAAAAUGUCCAUUGUCAAGAGGAUAAUAACACAUUACAUAUAAAUAUAUAUGAUAUGAUAAAGGCUGGUAUUCCAGUCCGACCAAUUAAGCUUUAAAGGUAUGUAUGAUGAAUCCAGGAUGUUAAUGCAAUACUAAUAAUAAUAAAAUAAAAAUGAAGUAACUCCACUUUUGUGGUCAUAAUUCACAAGAGGUGAGUGAAACUUCAUUGACUUCAGGGCUGUCUAAACUAGCAAUAGCUUCAUCAUAUGUUUGUCUUAUCUAUUCCUGCUUUGUCAAGGAUUGACUCUUCAGGUGGUCUGGUAGCCAUUCCUAACAAUUGCAUUUACCAAAAAAAGAAAAACAAAACUUUUGUACAAUGUAUUAUCACUGUUCCAGGUCGACCAUACAGACAUUGUGGAUUAUUUAUAAACCUAUCCCCACAGCUUUCCUUUCUGAUGGAAAGGCCCUUGCAUCAAUAAUUCCCUUUGGUGGAAAGAGUUAUUUAUCACGUUUGAAGAAGGACAAGUGGGGUGAGGUCUUGGGUGAAAACCCUUCUAUACCGAAAUCAUUUCCUUAUGGAACGUGCAGGACACCUCUGUUCGGUUUCAGUUGGUCUUCAUGAUCAAAACCCAUUUAUCUUUUUCCACCACUGGAGAUUCAAAAACACUGCUGUUGAAAAAGUUGAGACUGUCAGAGGCAAUCAAUUUCAAAACCUACAAUUGUGCACAAAUGCACAAAUAUUGAUGCACUGCAGAAUCCUGCAAAAAAAACAAACAUUAUUUCAUUGUUUUCCAACAAACUCUACAGAAAAACAAAUGAAAGUGCAUUGAGCUUGUAAAUACCUGCGCUUUAUCUCUCAGGCUCAACGUGUUCUGUAUGAAAAGCAAACGUCUGCAUGAAACAACACCUCCUACUCUCGGUCACUUAUCAGAUCCAGUGUUUAAACAGAUACAUACAAAUAUCAAACCCAGUGCUUAAACAGAUACAUACAAAUAUCAAAUCCAGUGCUUAAACAGAUACAUACAAAUAUCAAAUCCAGUGCUUAGAUACAUACAAAUAUCAAACCCAGUGCUUAAACAGAUACAUACAAAUAUCAAAUCCAGUGCUUAGAUACAUACAAAUAUCAAAUCCAGUGCUUAAACAGAUUCAUACAAAUAUCAAAUCCAGUGCUUAAACAGAUACAUACAAAUAUCAAAUCCAGUGCUUAGAUACAUACAAAUAUCAAAUCCAGUGCUUAAACAGAUACAUACAAAUAUCAAACCCAGUGCUUAAACAGAUACAUACAAAUAUCAAACCCAGUGCUUAAACAGAUCAACACAAAGCAAGUCAGCAACACAUGUUUAUUUAUUUAUUUAUUUCUGUUGUAUGUAGAAUCAGCACUAAGGCAGUUGAUUUUGAAGGAUAUGCUACAGAAUACUUUAAGCACUUCAUGCAUUAUUGUUUCUAGGCUCCUUUUUGAUGAUUUUCCUUUGCCCAGCAGUAAUGUUAAUACUGCAUUAAGGCCAGGAUUUUAAAAGCUAUCUUAUUUACUGUACUGCUGACAGUAUGUUCUUGGAAUUAAUACAAGUUAGUACAGUUUUGAUAAAGGUUUGGUGUAUUUAACCUGAUGUGUGCUUUGUUGUUUCAAGAUCAAUAGGCUAGUGUAGGUACUGUGAUACACUUUGAAAACAGCCCAUAAAAGAUCAAAUCACUUUAAUAAACUGUAUUGGCUUUUUAAAAGGCAAUCGCAGAGCCCUGGCACAGAACUUGUAAGAACGUGCCAUGCUGUUCACAGGGGACUAGCCCUGGAAGCCUGUACCACUCCCAUUUAAGCACUUCGCUCCUUCACUGAGAGUGGUUUGUUUAUGAGGGUGGAUCCAGGUGUGUUGCUAUUUCAGUUAUCCACCAUACGCAACUAUGUGGCAAUCAAGUGUGGAGCAGCAGUGGCAGCAGUGUGGAGUAGUGGUUAGGGCUCUGGCCUCUUGACCGGAGGGUUGUGGGUUCAAUCCCCGGUCGGGGACACUGCUGUUGUACCCUUGAGCAAGGUACUUUACCUAGAUUGCUCCAGUAAAAACCCUACUGUAUAAAUGGGUAAUUAUAUGUAAAAAAUAAUGUGAUAUCUUGUAACAAUUGUAAGUCGCCCUGGAUAAGGGUGUCUGCUAAGAAAUAAAAAAUAAGAUAAAAAAAAUAAUCAAGUGUAAAAAGUGGUUGGUGUAAGGAUUUGUUCCCAGCUACAGUAGUUGCUCAACAAAGUUCCUUGGAUUGGACUCAUCUUUGUGCACUCUGAAUAAUUGAAGGCAGCCUGGCAUAAACAUCCUGUUUUUUAACAGGUGUCUGCAUUUAGUAUUUCCAGUAACCUUAGACCUGUUAUUGUUAAACAGCGGUUCCAAUGACAUGUGUCAAAAAUAGCAUGCAAACAUAUAAUUCAAAUAAACUUUGCACUAAUAAAAAGCCAAUCAAGAAUAAUCAAAUAAACAGAACUUAGCAAUAUGUUGUAUUAUAAUAGCUACAAUGUGGAAGUCUGUUAUAACCAAUAUCCUGCUAAUAGAAAACCCAAAUUGCAUUUUUUUUAUUAGUAUAUCAGCAUACCUCAAUGUGUCUUCUAAGUAGCGGGACCACUGGGGAGGUCAUCUAAGUAGCAUGUCAAAGCAAACAUCAAACAAAGUGCAAUUAGUAAUAUAAAAGAAUGCUUACAUAUUGCAAAAACAUGUAGGGUUAUGACUGAAGAAUCUAUGCAAGAAAUGGGUUGACUCAAAGACCAUUGACCUUCUGUAUGGUUAGAUGAUUGUGAAACAUAACGCAGUCUGUUCCAAAAGGGCAAAGUGCUCAAAUCUUAAAAACCUUGCAAUUAUAGGCUGCUUGCAAAGUGCUCAAAUCUUAAAAACCUUGCAAUUAUAGGCUGCUUGCAAAGUGCUCAAAUCAUAAAAACCUUGCAAUUCUAGGCUGCUGGUAGAACAUUUUAUGGCACUAUUUAUUUGUUUAUCUUUGUUCAUUGUUUUAUUUUUAUUUUUGGAAGGGGUGAGAGAAAUCAGUGUAAUUCAACGUUGCAAUGAAAGAAAACAUAUGGUCUAUUCACUUGAUCUGAAUGGUUGUGGCUCUAGCGAACAUCAUCCUUAUCAUUAUAUACAGACCCCUACGUGAAGUUUCAGACUGAAACACAAUACAGAGACUCCCAGCACUGUUAGAUUAAUGAUCUCAGUGGUGGGAUUUGGAUCCACUGCUGUUUAUAUCAGUGUGAUGGACACCAUGAUGUUAAUACAUAUCCUUUGUUGUGUCUAAACAUAGAAAAUGAUCCUCGUUUAAGUUCAACGGCAAAUAACACAUGCAAAAAGAUGAUCGACGAGGAUUCAUUUGUGUAUAAUUAAUUUGUAUCUAGUACAUGUGUAAAGAUUUGUAAUAUACUGUAUUCAGAAUGUACAUUUAUUUUUGUGACAAUAGUAAAAUCUACUGUAUAUUAAUUAAUUUAUCCCUCAGAAAAUGGUGCCUCUCAUGUCCUUGCACCACAAACUUGUUUACAAGCAGCUUUUCUAGAAAAGGAUCCGGGACACAAAGCCUUUUUUUUUUUUGGCCCACAACUGGCUUGACAAAUAAAAUAUUUAUGCACUUCAUAUAAAAUACCAAGGUGAUGCAUGUGUGCAGGUCUUUUCUGUAGCCUUUUACUUGAAACUUGACUGUGUCUCGAAUUACUGUGUAUUUACAGAGAAGUUACUUAGUAAAUAUAUGUGUACUUACACAUCAUUACAAUGUUAUUACGUAUAGUUACAAUGCACUUAAUGUGAAAAUCAUUUUGCACAUUCUAUGUAAGUACACAAUUGUAUCAAAAAGGGGUUAGGGUUAGGGCUAUGUUUAGGGUUAGGGUUAUAUCGUGCAAAAAAAUUGACACAUUAAGUACAUUGUAACUAUGCACAAUAACAUUGUGACGAUGUGUAAUAAGCACACAUAAGAAUAUAAGAACAUUAGAAAGGUUACAAACGAGAUGAGGCCAUUCAGCCCAUCUUGCUCAUUUGGUUGUUAGUAGCUUAUUGAGCCCAGAAUCUCAUCAAGCAGCUUCUUGAAGGAUCCCAGGGUGUCAGCUUCAACAACAUUACUGGGGAGUUGGUUCCAGACCCUCACAAUUCUCUAUGUAAAUAAGUGCCUCCUAUUUUCUGUUCUGAAUGCCCCUUUAUCUAAUCUCCAUUUGUGACCCCUGGUCCUUGUUUCUUUUUUCAGGAAAUACACAGCAAUUGGAGACAUUGUCAUGUUCUUUUUUUUAAUUAAGGCCAGGUUGCCUAGCCAACGGUACAUUGCUGUAUAUAAGCCUCCAAUGAUAGAGGGCAGAUUUUGCAUCUUUUUCUGCUGAUAUUUCAUUUCAGUCAGCCAUGGGUCAAACAAGGGCCUUAUUUACACACAUCCUGUCUGCCAAGAUACAGAUACAGUCAGUAUAAAGGGUUAUGAAGUUAGGCAGCUUUGUUUUGUCUUCACAUUCUGCUCGUAUUCAUUUGAAGGUGUUGCCUGUCGGUGGUAUUUACAGACAGGUUUUCUUUAUACAGCUGGUAUAAAACAGGGAACACAUGGUGAUUCUACAGAGCCGUCGUUUUUCCAAGGUAUUGUUUGUGGGGUUUGUUAGGCGGUUAUAAUUCUUACUUCUGCAAGUAAGCCCAAAUCCUAUUCUACAAAGCAACAGGAACAUUUAAAUAAAAGGUGAACCUACUGUACACUCCAUACUGAAAUCUUUUUGAAAUGUGUCCCAUGUUGUAAUGAUAACAAUGUGCAUGUCUAAUUGAGAUUGUUUAGGUUUUGGAUGACUGGGUUCAAAUUGAUAUUACACUAUUAACUCCAACAAUGCGUGCCUGGUUUGAAGAAGCACAUCCUGUAACUAUUUAAGAUACUAGCCUUUUAUAUGA
Acipenser ruthenus (sterlet) is the source of this 13014-nucleotide messenger RNA. RefSeq names its product sodium channel protein type 4 subunit alpha-like. Bases 781 to 6633 code for a protein of 1950 amino acids. The record is from RefSeq and is a predicted model, not a curated record. Lineage: Eukaryota; Metazoa; Chordata; Actinopteri; Acipenseriformes; Acipenseridae. Gene Ontology annotation, cellular component: axon; voltage-gated sodium channel complex; plasma membrane. The transcript has 27 exons. Gene Ontology annotation, molecular function: protein binding; voltage-gated sodium channel activity. Gene Ontology annotation, biological process: membrane depolarization during action potential; neuronal action potential; sodium ion transmembrane transport.